Messenger RNA from Salvelinus namaycush (lake trout), 1230 nucleotides. Its product is annotated as piggyBac transposable element-derived protein 4-like. The record is from RefSeq and is a predicted model, not a curated record. Lineage: Eukaryota; Metazoa; Chordata; Actinopteri; Salmoniformes; Salmonidae. The annotation marks the transcript as partial. The transcript is spliced from 2 exons.
CCCACGGCCUACGCCGCGUCGCGAGCGCUCGACAUCGCGUCCGCCUUCCGUCUGUUUGUCACACCGGCGAUAGAAAGGAUCAUCGUGGACAUGACGAAUCUGCAGGGGGUGAGAAAAUACGGCGACGGCUGGCGACCCAUGGACUCCACCGACCUGCGCGCCUACGUAGGGCUGCUGAUCCUAGCCGGCGUCUACAGGUCCCGAGGCGAGGCCGCGGCCAGCCUGUGGGACGCCGAGAGCGGCAGGACCGUGUUCCGCGCCACCAUGCCGCUCAAGGCGUUUCACAAGUACUCGAGGCUGCUGCGAUUCGACGACCGCCAGUCGAGACCCGCGAGACUCGCCACCGACAGACUGGCGGCCGUGAGAGAGGUGUGGGACCUGUGGGAGGAGCGGCUGCAGGCCCUCUACAACCCGGGGCCCGAAGUGACGGUGGACGAACAACUGGUCCCGUUCAGAGGACGCUGUCCUUUCCGACAGUACAUUCCCAGCAAGCCGGCCAAAUACGGCAUCAAGUCGUGGGUGGCCUGCGACGCCAAGUCCAGCUACGCUUGGAAGAUGCAAGUGUACACCGGCAAGGCGGCCGGCGGAGGCCCCGAGAAGAACCAGGGCGCGCGCGUCGUCCUCGAUCUGACCGAGGGACUGCCGGGCGGUCACAACGUCACGUGUGACAAUUUCUUCACCUCCUACGAACUCGGGCAGCGGCUCCUCGAGAGGAACCUCACCAUGGUGGGCACGGUGCGAAAGAACAAGCCCGAGCUCCCUCCCGCGCUGCUCCAGUCCAAGGACAGACAGGUCUCGUCCUCCAGGUUCGCCUUCACGCCCACCGCCACUCUAGUGUCCUACCUGGCAAAGAGAAAUAAGAACGUGCUGCUUCUGAGCACGCGGCACGCGGAGCCCGACGUUAGCGAUCGCCGAGACCGGAAGCCGGCCCUCAUCCUAGACUACAACUGCAACAAGGGCGGCGUGGACAACCUAGACAAGGUGGUCGGCACCUACAGCUGCAGACGGAUGACCGCCCGCUGGCCCCUGGUCAUCUUCCACAACAUCCUCGACGUGUCCUCCUACAACGCCUUUGUCAUAUGGCGAGAGAUCAACCCCGACUGGAUGCCCGGGAAGCGGAACAAGAGGAGGGUGUUCCUGGAGCAGCUCGGAAAGGCGCUCGUGAAGCCCUUGAUCCAAAGAAGGCAGCGUCUCCCCCGCACCGAAGCCGCCUCAGCACUUGUCAAAGUC